Macaca mulatta (Rhesus monkey) is the source of this 3638-nucleotide messenger RNA. RefSeq names its product TBC1 domain family member 22B (gene TBC1D22B). Gene Ontology annotation, molecular function: GTPase activator activity. Lineage: Eukaryota; Metazoa; Chordata; Mammalia; Primates; Cercopithecidae. Gene Ontology annotation, biological process: activation of GTPase activity. The record is from RefSeq and is a predicted model, not a curated record.
UGCUUCUUCCCUCUUGCGGGUUAGGAACUUUGAGCCCCACCUCUCUGCUCGUCCAAGCUCCGCCUUCCCCGUCCACCUGUGUGCCCAGACCCUGACGUUACCCGUUGGCUUCAGCGGCCUGCAGGAUUCCGGCUCCCGAUUGGUCGGCCCGUCCACGGCUUGCGCAGCCCACCAAUGGCAGCGGUGCUGGGUUGAGGGGUGCCCACAUCCAAGAUGGCGUCCCUAGGAGCUGGGAGCGGGUGACCGGCGGCGGGGAAGCGGCCUGGGUUGGCCCUCAGAUUGCGGGGUCUGGGGGCAUCUCGCCAGGCAACCCCUUGGCCCGCCUACAAGGCCUUCCCCCUGCCAGAGCAAUGGCCGCUGACAACAGCAAGCAGUUUUGGAAGAGGAGCGCUAAGCUGCCGGGGAGCAUCCAGCCUGUAUAUGGAGCACAGCAUCCUCCUCUUGACCCUCGGCUCACCAAAAAUUUCAUUAAAGAACGAUCAAAAGUCAGCACAGUUCCUCUGAAGAAUAAGAAGGCCUCCAGUUUUCAUGAGUUUGCACGGAAUACCAGUGAUGCUUGGGACAUUGGCGAUGAUGAGGAAGAGGACUUUUCCUCACCUUCUUUCCAAACUCUGAACUCAAAAGUUGCUUUGGCAACUGCAGCCCAAGUUCUAGAAAACCACAGCAAGCUGAGGGUAAAACCAGAACGGUCCCAGUCAACGACAUCGGAUGUUCCUGCCAACUACAAGGUCAUAAAGUCCAGCAGUGAUGCCCAGCUGUCCAGAAACUCUAGUGAUACAUGCCUGAGGAACCCACUCCACAAACAGCAGUCACUCCCUCUCCGGCCCAUCAUCCCCCUCGUUGCCCGGAUCUCGGAUCAGAACGCCUCUGGGGCCCCCCCAAUGACUGUCCGGGAGAAAACCCGCCUAGAAAAAUUCCGUCAGCUUCUCUCCAGCCACAACACUGACUUAGAUGAACUGAGGAAGUGUAGCUGGCCAGGGGUUCCCAGGGAGGUUCGACCUGUAACCUGGAGACUCCUGUCGGGCUAUCUCCCAGCAAACACUGAGAGGAGAAAGUUGACCCUGCAGCGGAAGCGGGAGGAAUAUUUUGGCUUCAUUGAACAGUAUUAUGACUCUCGAAAUGAGGAACAUCACCAGGAUACCUACAGACAGAUUCACAUUGACAUUCCAAGGACGAAUCCUCUCAUUCCGUUGUUCCAGCAACCACUUGUACAGGAGAUCUUUGAAAGAAUUCUAUUUAUUUGGGCCAUCCGCCACCCUGCCAGUGGGUAUGUCCAGGGAAUUAAUGACCUGGUCACUCCAUUCUUUGUCGUCUUCCUCUCAGAAUAUGUGGAAGAGGAUGUGGAGAACUUUGAUGUGACCAACUUGUCCCAAGACAUGCUGCGAAGCAUUGAGGCUGACAGCUUUUGGUGCAUGAGCAAGCUGUUGGAUGGAAUCCAGGAUAACUACACCUUUGCACAACCAGGGAUCCAGAAGAAGGUGAAGGCACUGGAAGAGCUUGUCAGCCGGAUUGAUGAGCAGGUACAUAAUCACUUCAGGAGGUACGAGGUAGAAUACCUGCAGUUUGCCUUCCGCUGGAUGAACAACCUGCUUAUGCGGGAGCUUCCUCUUCGCUGCACCAUCCGCCUGUGGGACACAUAUCAGUCUGAACCAGAAGGGUUCUCCCACUUUCAUCUCUAUGUGUGUGCAGCCUUCUUGAUCAAGUGGAGGAAAGAGAUCUUGGAUGAGGAGGACUUUCAGGGUCUCCUCAUGCUGCUGCAGAACCUACCUACAAUACACUGGGGCAACGAAGAGAUUGGGCUGCUUCUCGCCGAGGCAUACAGACUCAAGUACAUGUUUGCCGAUGCCCCGAAUCACUACCGCCGAUAGGUGCUGUCUCCUCCGGGGACCCAGACUGCCCUCAUCUCUGAUGGCAGUCUGAUCACUGUGGCCACUGUGCGAGCCGUGGACCCCGGCCAGGAACCACUCCUGUUGUACAAAGCUCACACCCGCCGCCCAGGUCUUAACUUUCUGGCGUCCACCACUCCAUGUCUCUGGAUGUGUCACUUGGACCACUGUCAGUAUUCCAUGCCACGUGGAUGGGCCCAGUUCUGGGAGAGGACAGAAAAGGUGGUACAGGGUUGUCUGCCCCUUUAAAAGAAACUGGACAAAGAAGGGGAAGGCUCAGGGUCUCAACUCACAUUGUCCCUACAGGGACAGGCCCCAACUGAAAACUGUUGCUUUUUUUUGUGAACAUAGUUUGAUUUGAUCACAGGUCAAAAACGCCUUAUAUUUUCAAAAGACUCCCGGCUCCUCUUCCCUCUCCCUGGUUUCCUAGCCCUUCCCCGUCUGCCCUAGUCUGAGCCAGUGAGGGGUAGCUUUUUAAAACCAUUAUUCUAGAUGGAGGAGACACUGAUGCUUGUAACUCUGGGAAGAGGCCUACACCCAAGAGCUAGGAAUUUUAUUUUUCCUUUUCUCACCAGGUGUCUGCAUGUGUGUGUGGGUGUGAAUGUGUAUACACACCCAUCAGCAUUUAGUCACAUGUCUGAAUUUCUGUGUCCAGAUGAGCCCCAUCAGACUAGUUGGGAAGGGCCCCAGUGACCAAGUGUAUAAGCAUCCCUUGAAGAGGGAUCAGGGCAGGGGAGGCAGAAGGGGCUGUUUACCUCUCCAAACUCCUUUUCCAUGAUGACCCACUCCAAGAUAUUAUGUGUAAAUUGUGUUAUUAUGUAUAUGGGUAAAGAUGUACAAAUAUAUGUCCUCUUUGUAGCAGAUAUGAUUUUAUAUUUAUAAUGUGCAUCAACAUGUGGAAGCAAUCUAGGUCACUAGCACAGAGGAAGUUGCCAGGAAGGUGGCUUCAGCGCCUCCAGGUUGGUCCUGGGUGUCCUGCUGUGAGGGGUAGAACGGGAGGCUGCUGGAGUGAGUGGCUGAGCGGGUGGAGCCAUCCCAAGCAUCAGUGUCUCAGAGUCCUCCUUGCCCCUUUCUUCACCCUGCCCUCCAACCCCCAGACUUUCCUGGAGCAUCUUCGCUUUGCUCCUAGCAGCCUCCCCAAGAAGGGACUGCAGAGGCGGGCAAGCCCUCUCUAUGUGUUUUUAUUCCCACCUUCCCCGGAAUCUGGGGAGGGCUUUUGUUUUCACAUUUUCAAGUUCAGCGUUGUAUUCAGGACAGAAGCUGUGACUGAAGACUGUGCCAAGGAAAGGGGCUUCCUGUGUGUCCCUCGGGUUUGGGGCUCUUCUCAGAGAGCAGCACUCCUUGUCCCUUACUGUCACCUUCACUCCCCACACAGCUCAUGAGAUGUGUGACCCCUUGUUUGAGUUUUGGUAUUUGGUAGUGGAGGGUGGGGGGAUGGGGGCCAGCAGCUGUCAUCCUCCUGGGAAGCCGAGCAGCAUCCCUGGUGGGUAACACCCUUGAGUCUCUUUGCCAGUGAGGCCCACCACACCAGUGUGAGUUAGGUUUCUCAUCUGGAGCUGUUUCUCAGGCAUUCUUCCCGACCCUCUUCCUUUUCCCCUUCGGUGUGCCUCAGUGGUCCCCUCAACCGGACUAAUUAAAGAAAGACACUUGUGUUCCCAAGUGGUGGUUUUAUUUUUUUAGUUUUUAUGUUUGUAUGGGAAAUUGUGGAUAAAGUGAAAAGAAUUGUAAAUAAAUGGUGUAUUUCCUCCUCCA